Molecule: messenger RNA, 2753 nt
Organism: Oncorhynchus tshawytscha (Chinook salmon)
Lineage: Eukaryota; Metazoa; Chordata; Actinopteri; Salmoniformes; Salmonidae
Gene: arhgef3
Product: Rho guanine nucleotide exchange factor (GEF) 3
Exons: 11
Coding region: 537-2177 (546 amino acids)
Biological process (GO): positive regulation of Rho protein signal transduction; intracellular signal transduction
Molecular function (GO): guanyl-nucleotide exchange factor activity
Source: RefSeq, a predicted model, not a curated record
CAAUACAACUAUUAGUCGAAUAAGACAUGGGAGAGAUGCCGAUUUUUUGGCAAAGAGAUGUAUUGAUAGACUAAUCCACUUGAAUCAAAUAGUCAAACCGAAAACUGCAGACAUUACGAGUGCCACCCCCGCGAUCAAAACGCCAUUGAAAAUACAAUGAAACGCAGCCUAACGUGAUCAUUGACAUCUGCCUUGAAGGACACAAAUAAAAAAUGCUUUCUGCUACUAAGAUCAGUGAAAUGUAGGCUAAACUGACAACGGAGUAAAGAGCAGAAAUCUCAACUAGCAAGCAAGUCGCAGCAAUUAAGAAUUGAGUGUGUGCGCGUUCACGUAAAGGGGGAUUCUGGCAAGGGGGAGAUUUUCUGCACAAUACCUGUUACUUGCAAAGAGAGAGGGUGGAGCUCUUCAUUCCGCUUCUGAUCAUUGUUCAAUCUUUUCUCUCAACAGCCCUGGCGAGCACUGUAACUGUUGGAAGACGUGCAUGUGACUACCCUGCUGUGUUUAUAACCUCCGUGGACGGGGAAGGUGACAGCAGCAUGGUGGCCAAGGAUUACCCCUUUUACCUCGUCGUGAAGAGGAUGAACUGUUCACUGGAGGUGCAGACAGUCCGCAGCAACAUCCAACCGGCUAAGGAAGUGGAGGAGCCCUGUAACAAGCGGGUGAAGCCUCUUUCUCGGGUUACGUCGCUGGCCAACCUCAUACCUCCAGUCAAGGCUGCACCUCUGAAGCGGAUCGGACAAACACUGCAGCGUUCCAUCAGCUUCCGCAGUGAGAGUCGGACAGAGUCGGUCAUGCCUCCCAGACCAUGGACGCGGCCGGCCCCGCCUGCCAACACCAAGCGGCGUGACAGCAAGCUGUGGAGCGAGACCUUUGACGUGCGGCUUGGACACCAGAUGCUGUCGUCCAAGGAGAUCAAUCGCCAAGAGGCGAUCUUUGAGCUUUCUCGAGGGGAGAAGGAUCUCGUUGAGGAUCUGAAGCUGGCCAAGAAGGCGUACCAUGACCCAAUGCUGAAACUGUCCAUCAUGACAGAACAUGAGCUCAACCAGAUCUUCGGAACCCUGGAAUCUCUCAUUCCACUGCAUGAAGAUCUGCUGAGUCGACUGCGAGAGGCCAGGAAACCAGACGGCUCCACAGAACAUGUGGGACACAUCCUAGUGGACUGGCUUCCCUGUCUAGACUCCUACAACUCAUACUGCAGUAAUCAGGUGGCAGCCAAGGCUCUGCUGGACCAUAAGAAGCAGGACCACCGGGUGCACGACUUCCUGCAGCGCUGCCUGGAGUCGCCCUUCAGCCGGAAGCUGGACCUGUGGAACUUCCUGGAUAUACCCAGGAGCCGGCUAGUCAAAUACCCCCUGCUGCUCAGGGAGAUCCUCAAACACACGCCGAACGACCAUCCAGACCGACAGUACCUGGAUGAGGCAAUCAACAUGAUCCAGAGCAUCGUGGCAGAGAUCAACACCCAGACGGGCGAGUCAGAGUGUCGUUUCUACAAGGAACGUCUCCUCUACCUAGAGGGCAGCCAGAGAGACCUACUCAUUGACAGCUCCCGCAUCCUCAGCUGUCACGGGGAACUGAAGAACAACAGGGGUGCUAAGCUGCAUGUGUUCCUUUUCCAGGACGUGCUGGUCAUCACUAGAGCCAUCGCCCACAAUGAGCAGCUGUACUACCAGCUGUACCGCCAGCCCAUCCCCGUCAGAGAGCUGCAGUGGGAGGACCUGCAGGACGGGGUGAUACGCCUGGGAGGCUCCAUCAGAGGAGCCUUCAGCAACAACGAGAGGACCAAGAACUUCUUCAGAGUGUCGUUUCAUAGCAGUAGCCAGCUCCACUCCCACUCCUUCCAAGCCAGCGAUGCCUUCAACAAACAGCAGUGGCUCAACUGCAUUCGACAGGCCAAAGGAGCUACUGAGUCGGCCAUUGGGGUUGUGGGUUUGGGGAUUCCUGUCGGGGUGGAAACCAGUAUCAGUGACCCAGAGCCCCCUCCAAACCUACUCAGCCCCCAUGGCCCUCUGAGCCCUACAACACCUCCCCUCUCAGGACCACUGGCCCCCCAGCCAAAAAGCAUGGACCAUUGCGACAGUGACUCGUCUGUCGACUCUCCAGGCUGUAGCAUGGACAUGGACACAAGCGAGGCUUUGGCCUCCCCCACAGGCUGCCCUGAUGGACCAAACAGACUCUAGUAGUAGCAGGCCAUCAGAAGUGUGACCUUCGGGGUGUCAUGGCCUCUCUGGGCUAGAGGCUAAACCUUGGCAGUAUUGGUGGCAACAUGGCAAUGCUCCCUAUAUACGGGAGGGAAGAAAUACACUGUGGAAAAUUGGAGCACUUUUUAAAAUUCUAUCCACUUUUUUCAUUUGUUAGUUUUCUUUGUUGCUGAACUUGGAAGAAAAACAACUCUCAUUCUCUCUUGAGCAUCUUUCUAUGAGACUGUGGUGUUGUCUGUAGCAGUGACAACCAUGUAUCUUAGCUGUGACUGUCAGGUCUACUGUGGAUGUCUACCUGGAGAGGAGGGAAGGCAGACAUGACUGGGACCACAGGACUGUAUUUUUGUUGUCUCUCCUGGUCUGACUCUGGGCCUCUAGAGACACUGCAAUCACACGUUAUCCCACUGCAGUACUACUGUGGCCUCCCAGAGCUAAGAGAAUACACUGAUGACAUUCUCUAAAAUAUAAAUGCAACAUUUUAAUGUUCCAUAUGCACAAAUUUGUUCACAUCCCUGUUAGUGAGCAUUUCUUCUUUGCAAAGAUAAUCCAUCCACC